GGGUUUUCCCCCCGCCCGGUAGUAGCUCAGAGCUCUGCGAGUCCCUCUUUUUUUUUUUUUUCUUGUUGUGUUUCUGUUACUCAUCGCCAUCUUGUUGCAGCCCUCUCCUUGUCUGGCAGGGCUCGCUGGGGGAUCGGGGUGACAGUAGCUGGCUCUGUAUGAUCUAGUGACCGGUCUCCCAGCGGAGGAGGCUGCAGACAGCCGGCAGUGGCCCCAGUGUGUGACUGAUCGCAGGCAGAGACACCGCGGCGGAGCUGGAGACAUGAGCCUGGAGACCCUGUUACAGGCAGCCCUGUUCCUGGAAUGGCAAGCCCAGCAGCAGCAGCGGAGCCGGGAGGAAAAUGAUAAGAUUUUGCUGGAGCAGGAAGAAGAGGAAGAAGAAGAUGACGAAGAAGAGGAGGAGGAGCAAGAGAAGCAAAGCAUUACUCGAACAGAAGAAGUGGUAAACCACGCCCCACCUGAUGCUGCAUCUCCACCAGCGCCUGCACCUCCUCCACCUCCACCCCCUCCCUUACCAACUCCAGUGGCUGUCAUCCCCCUCCCUGUGGUCACCAGCACUCCUCAACCCAUAGUCCAAACAUCUUUGUCACCUCCUGUUGUUCAGCAUCAACCACCUAUUGUUAACCCACCUGUUAUAAACAAAGAUGUAUCCUUGGCUCCUGUCAUCCAGCGACCAGCAGGCCCAGGACUCCCAGAGAUCAAGGCUACACCUCUUGGUGUUGGAAGUCCCAAGCCACUGCACCAUUACUCUACCCCUGUGCUGGCAAUAACACACCACCACCUCAUGCAGCAGCAACAACAACAGCAGCAGCCUAUACAGCCUCAACCAUCAGCCCUACAGCACCCGCAACAGCAGCCUCCGCAUCAGCCUCUGGGUGCCCUCAGACUGUCUGCAACAGAUGAUGGAAGGCCUAAUGAACAGAGGAGGCGUCCUGGAGGGGCUGGCACUCGGGAAGUCCAUAAUAAACUGGAGAAAAACAGACGCGCACACCUCAAGGAAUGCUUUGAGACACUAAAGAGGAACAUCCCAAACGUAGAUGACAAGAAGACCUCCAACCUUAGCGUGUUAAGAAGUGCUCUGAGAUACAUACAGAGUCUGAAAAGGAAAGAAAAAGAAUAUGAGCACGAGAUGGAACGUCUGGCCAGGGAGAAAAUAGCCACACAGCAGCGGCUGGCUGACUUGAAGAAUGAACUCAGCCAGUGGAUGGAUAUCUUGGAGAUUGACCGAAUUGUGCGUCAAACUGUUCAACCAGAGGAUGACCAGGCCUCUACCUCCACAGCUUCAGAGGGUGAAGACAACAUAGAUGAGGACAUGGAUGAUGACAGACCUGUAAAUCCAUUACCGAAACGGCAGCAGCCGGAGCUCCUGAAGAUGGUACCGUCCAACGCAGCUUCCCUGAAUCACCAUUCCACUGUUUUGCCUCCGCACAUCUCCAUUCAACAGAAACAAGUCCCCGCUCCCCACGUACAGCCUCUCUCCAACCAAGCACUGGUCCCACCUCAGGCCAUGGUGCCAGCACAGACUCAUAUUGUGGCUGCUUCCACGGUGCAGUCAACAGUGAUAGCCCAUACGGCCACCACUCAUGCGUCCGUCAUCCAGACUUUAAAUCAUGUCAUCCCAGGGCCUCAGACCAAGCACAUUGCUCAUAUUGCACCUUCCACGUCAAGCCCUGUUCAACUAACCACUGCUGCUCAGCCAAUUGGCCACAUCACUGUGCACCCAGCUGCCAUUAAUCAUAUGACCCAUCUCGGCCAGCAGUUACCCAUUUACCCCCAGUCUGUUGCAGUAAGUCAGCCCAUGAUGAGCCACAUUGCUCACACCAUUUCCCACCCACAAGUAAAUGGAACCACAAACCUGGGCCAGCCUGCCGUCAUGGCAAAGCCAACCGUAGGAGCCCAGGUGGUUCAUCAUUCCCAAUUAGUUGGUCAAACAGUCCUGAACCCGGUGACUAUGGUAACAAUGCCAUCGUUCCCUGUCAGCACUUUGAAGUUAGCUUAAACACUCAACUACUAAAAAACAAAUUAAAAAAAUUAAGAAUGAAUUAAAUAAAUUAAGUUAUCCACCGGACAGCUGAAACUACAUACAUUCCUUUCAAGUCAUGUUCCAUGGACGAGCUACGCAGACCCUUCUUAACAAGAUCCGCAUUGUGAUUGGCUUUGGAACAGGCAUCCGUCUUCAUUGUAUAGGCCUGUCUAUUGAAACUCUCAAAGGGCCCUGGAAUUUUACCAUUCUCAUUGUCUACGUGGCAGCCACUCAUAGCGACUUUUUCAUUUUGUUUCCCUUAUACCAGUAAUCAAUGAAUACAAAAUAGGACUUUUAAUUCCUAAAUGCUACUCCAUUGACAUUUUUAUUUUUAUUCAGUUUUCUGUUUUGUUUUGUCUUUUUAAAUGUGUAUCUUUGUAACAUACAAAUCAAUGUUCUCUUUCUAAUAUAAGAAAUUAAGUUGGCAAAGUGACCAUGAUGUCGGUUUAUACCUCCAUUGAGGUGACAACUGCAGAAUGUACGCACUAACAAAAGAAAACCAAUCCCCACUUUCCUUUUUUAACCGCAUAGGCAAAGAUGUAACAACGCUCGGCAAGGUAAUCUCUCUGCCACUGCUGAGGUGACACGCGGACAUGCACUAUUACAGCAGCGGGGAGACCCAGGACAUUUAUGUAUAACUGUUCUAUAGGUAACUGCAGCUGGUGUUGCCCAUAGCAACCAGACAUGAUGUCCAUUUUAUAAGCUGUAAUACAAGUCCGAAUCUGGUUUCUAUGAGCAAUACCUCACUUUAUACUUUUUUUUAUUUAUUUUUUUUAAAUGCCCCCACCCCAUGAUUUGGUGUUUUUAAGCACUGGUUACUUACAUUUUUAAUAUAUUGGUGCCUUAGUUCUAUUACAUAAUAUCCUAAAGACCUGACUAUAUGGCCCCGCUGAUAAUUACAUGUUCCCAAGAUUGCCUUUCUUUGAUAUGUGAUUUAAUAACAAACUUAUCCGCAGCAAGAA
This is a messenger RNA of Pseudophryne corroboree (corroboree frog), 2985 nucleotides long. RefSeq names its product MAX network transcriptional repressor (gene MNT). NCBI's taxonomy places the organism in Eukaryota, Metazoa, Chordata, Amphibia, Anura, Myobatrachidae. Gene Ontology annotation, biological process: regulation of transcription by RNA polymerase II. The transcript has 6 exons. The record is from RefSeq and is a predicted model, not a curated record. The coding region runs from base 263 to 1999 and encodes 578 amino acids. Gene Ontology annotation, molecular function: DNA-binding transcription factor activity, RNA polymerase II-specific; protein dimerization activity; RNA polymerase II cis-regulatory region sequence-specific DNA binding.